This is a messenger RNA of Trypanosoma cruzi, 687 nucleotides long. RefSeq lists its product as uncharacterized. The coding region runs from base 1 to 687 and encodes 228 amino acids. The record is from RefSeq and is a predicted model, not a curated record. Lineage: Eukaryota; Euglenozoa; Kinetoplastea; Trypanosomatida; Trypanosomatidae. The transcript has a single exon.
AUGAAACAAAAAAUGCGACGCAAAUUUUGUGACGUUCUCUUCCCUUUAUUGUUGGUGUUUCUCUUGACGACGAUGGAGCCUGUGACGGCUGAGGUGUACAUUCGACUUUUUCCCGGAAAAGAAUUGUGCUUCAACUAUGAGGGCUAUCGUGACCCAGAGGAUGACCCACCCACCGUGGACAUCCGUCACCGUGGAAUUGACCCGCGAAAUGUCAACAUACGCACCCGCCUGUACGCCCCAAGUGGAGCGCAGGUGACUUUGGAUGAGCGCAUUGACUCUUUUGGUUCCCCAUCCUCACUUUUUUUUAAGGUGACAGAGACUGGCACUUAUCGCUUUUGUAUGCGCACACCAUUGAGUCAGCCUUCGUUACGUUUUGAGAUGCGCUUUCUUGGAGAAAAGGAUCUUAUAGAUCCGAUAACAACAGCAGAGGGAAUGCCUGCUGUUGACAAACCAGUAGACGCUAAAGACUACGAAGCGCGGUUGAAUAUGUUGGAUAUUUGUGUGCAAGUCGCUCUUGACGAAGUUCGCAUAAUCGAAAACCGUCUCCACAUGUUUGAUGAAGUCACGCAGUCGACGUACUACAUCACAGUGGGGAUGCUUUUUCUCAAUGUGAUUCUCUCUAUCGUACUGACCGUGUGGUCUGAGAAAUACCUUGAGCGCUACUUUACAAAGAAGAAGAAUGUCUAG